AUGCCAGUUUACAGACAAGAAAAUCGUCUUGAUUCUGAAGAAUCUAUUGCAAUGAAUAUAAGACUUUUAGACCUCAUGAAGAAGACAUCUUAUCGCAUUCUUCAAGUGAAUGGACAACGACGUUACGGAGGGCCUCCUCCCCAAUGGUCCGGUCCUCCACCUCCAAAGGACAGUGAAGUUUUUGUAGGAAAAAUUCCGAGAAAUUGUUUCGAAGACGAAUUAGUACCAGUAUUUAGCAGAGUAGGACAGAUUUAUGAAUUACGGUUGAUGAUGGAUUUUAGUGGUACCAAUAGAGGGUAUGCAUUCGUUAUGUAUACUUGCCCGGAGGAAGCUGAAAAGGCAGUAAAUGAACUAAAUAAUUACGAAAUUCGUCCAGGACGUAACAUUGGAGUCGUCCGAUCAACUAACAACUGCAAAAUUUACAUAGGAACUCUUUCGGGCACUGUAGACAGAAAAUUGAUAAAAAAGACUAUUAAGUACCUCACCGAGGGUGUGGUAGAUGUCAAAGUGCAUGUAGCUCCUGUAUCUCGUAAAAGAUUUAACAAUUCCAAAAAGCCGCAUUUCGUAAUUGCUGAAUAUGAAAGUCACCGAGCAGCUGCAAUGGCAAGAAGACGACUACUCCCUGCCCGUUUGGAGUUGUGGGGUCAUGAAGUUUCCGUGGAAUGGGCUAACACAAUUCAAAAA
Messenger RNA from Gryllus bimaculatus (two-spotted cricket), 684 nucleotides. Lineage: Eukaryota; Metazoa; Arthropoda; Insecta; Orthoptera; Gryllidae. The record is from the annotation of a GenBank genome assembly.